UAGAGCAUCACAAUGAAAAGAGAAUGGAAACUGUUUAGGAAUACCCACAGUUGGUACAAACACUAAGCUUUCAUGGGGUGUAAAAGAGAUCUCUGUAUCUCUGCACUGCUUCUGAUAUUCAAUUUCUUCUAUUUAUUCAAUGCAGCUGAUAUAAUAACAUCAGCUCAAUUUAUCUCUGAUAGUCAAAACGAAAGCAUUUUGUCAUCUAACGGAAACUUCAGAUUAGGAUUCUUCAGCCCCGGCAAGUCUCGAAACCGUUAUGUUGGAAUAUGGCCCAACAAAAUCUCCAAACGGAUGGUUGUUUGGGUAGCCAACAGAGAAACUCCAAUUAGAAACUCCGAGGGCAUCCUCAAGAUAGCUGAAGAUGGAAAUCUUGCCAUCUUUGGUCAUAAUAAGACCACUCCACUUUGGUCUACUAACGUUUCCAUGCCAGAACGAAAAUCAAUGGCCAAGAUCUUCGAUUCGGGCAAUCUUAUUCUGGUAGCUGAAGACGAAUGGAGUGACUCUGAAACCAUUAUAUGGCAAAGCUUUGAUUAUCCUACUGACACGAUUAUACCUGGAAUGAAAUUCGGGAUGAACAGAAAAACUGGCCUCAUUCAAGCACUAACUUCUUGGAGGUCGACUGAUGAUCCGGCCCCUGGGGAAUUCUCCUGUAUGCUUGACCCUCUUGGUUCACCUCAGUUUUUCAUAUACCAGGGCUCGCUUCCACGGUAUCGCUGUGGCCCUUGGAACGGUCGCAACCUGAAUGGCCUGCCAGAUGUAACGACGAGACUAAGAAUGCUCAAUGUUGAUUAUUCCAAACAGAUUGAUCUUAUUAAUUACACAUUUGUAAUGAAUGAUAAUGAGAUCUACGUUGAAAUGUUGACAAAGAACGACAGCCCUUUCCCUGUAACUGUGCUGGAGCCAACGGGAGUAGCGAAGAGAAUGAUUUGGCAUGAGAGCAAAAAAUGGGCCAACUUCUGGAUGGCACCUCUGGAUUUGUGCGAUGAGUACUCGCGAUGUGGUGCAAAUGCUAUUUGCCAUAAUGAGAAUACCAUGACUCGUUGUGAGUGCUUGCCAGGGGUUUGUGCCACUGUAUCCUCAUGAAUGGAGCUUAGAAUGUGCCGAAAAGAGGAAGGUGGGUGAGUGUGGCAAGGGUUACGGAGAGGGGUUCGUGAGAGUAGAAAGAUUGAAGCUACCUGAUGCCAGGAAUUCAAGGGUUUAUUGUAAUAUGAGCUUAAAGGAGUGUGAGAAAAAGUGCUUGAAGAAUUGUAACUGUACAGGGUAUGCAAGUUCUAACGUUAAUGAAGAUGGGCGAGGAUGUAUGGCAUGGUAUGGUGAAUUAAAAGAUAUGAGACAGUAUAAUGAUGGUCAAGAUUUUUACUUGAGGGUAGAUGCAGUGGAGUUAGCUGCAAAUGCUCGAAAAAACUCAAAAAAGUUUCUAGCAAACAAAAGUACGGUUGAAUUUAUUAUUGUGCCUGUUGUCAUGGAAAUGCUUAUUAUAGCCGCAUGCUUCUACUACUGGUGGACAAGGAAAGCCGGAAGGAAAGUAUUUGUAAUUACGUUAUCAUAUAAGGCAGAAGAAGAAACAGAGGCGCGACAAUUCGUUACUUCUGGAAUCAGAAACAAGUUUGCCUAACCACAAGAACUCUGUUAUUCCAAGUGCCAAGAGCCGUGGGGAAAGUGGGAACAUAGAAUUAACGUUGUUUGACGUAAAAUCUAUUGUAGCUGCCACGGAUAAUUUUUCCUCUGCAAGGAAGCUUGGACAAGGAGGCUUUGGUCCUGUUUACAAGGGACAAUUACCUGAUGGACAGGAGAUAGCUGUCAAAAGAUUAUUAAAGAAUUCACAUCAAGGAAUUGAAGAAUUCGAAAAUGAGGUCUUAUUGAUUGGAAAACUUCAACACAGAAAUCUUGUACGGCUCUUGGGUUAUUGUGUAGAGGGAGAUGAAAAUAUGUUAAUCUAUGAAUUUAUGCCUAACAAAAGCUUGGACUGCUUCAUAUUUGAUCAAUCAAGAAAGAUGUUUUUGGAUUGGAAAACACGCUUUGAUAUAAUUUUAGGAAUUGCUCGAGGAAUUCUUUAUCUUCAUGAGGAUUCUAGGUUGAGAAUUAUUCACUGAGACUUAAAGACAAGUAAUAUACUUUUAGAUGGAGAAAUGAAACCUAGAAUCUCAGACUUUGGGAUUGCAAGACUAUUAGGAGGGGAUCAAACCCAAGCAAAUACAAAGAGAGCGGUGGGAACAUUUGGUUACAUGUCACCAGAGUAUGCACUAGGCGGCUUUUUCUCAACUAAAUCAGACAUGUUUAGUUUUGGAGUUGUUUUAUUAGAAAUCAUAAGUGGCAAGAAGAACAGGGGAUUAAUAUUCCAUGAUGAUCCAUCCUCGAAUUUGAUUAGAUAUGUAAGUUGUCUAUCUUUUUGUCUGUGUUCCAAUUAUUGAGAUUGGCUUGAAAGAGCCUUUUAAUUUUUAUUCUCAUGUCAUGCCCUGAAAUUAACACACAAGACAUGGGAACUGUGGAGAGAUGAUAAGGCGCUAGAGAUUGUAGAGUCGUGCAUUGUUGAUUCAUGUCCAGUUCAAGAAGUCGUUCGAUGCAUUCAAGUGGGGCUCUUAUGCGUGCAAGAUGAUGCAAGUGAAAGACCUACCAUGUCUACUGCUAUUUUCAUUUUAACCAACGAAACUCAACUUCCUUCUCCAAAGCAAUCUACAUUUUCUUUCAGGAGAACGAAGACUGAACCAGAUUCAUCUAUUAAUGAGGUGACAAUAACAACAUUUAGUGCUCGAUGAAUCGGUAACAUUUCAUAAGGUGUUUCAUUCCGAAAAUUGUUCGAAAUUGCGAUCAUUUGGAGUUAUCAACUGUUCAUUACAGUUCAUAUGGAACUUUCAUGGCUGAUACAAACUUCUCUGCAUAACAAAGGAAUCGCUCAAGUCUCGUCACCGUAUCUAAACUAUAAAACGUUAG
This is a messenger RNA of Pistacia vera, 2934 nucleotides long. Its product is annotated as G-type lectin S-receptor-like serine/threonine-protein kinase SD1-1. Gene Ontology annotation, molecular function: protein tyrosine kinase activity; ATP binding. The transcript has 6 exons. NCBI's taxonomy places the organism in Eukaryota, Viridiplantae, Streptophyta, Magnoliopsida, Sapindales, Anacardiaceae. The record is from RefSeq and is a predicted model, not a curated record. Bases 73 to 1086 code for a protein of 337 amino acids. Gene Ontology annotation, biological process: protein phosphorylation; recognition of pollen.